CGGCCGCCGUCGGCGAACACCGAAAACGGCUGAAAAAGACUCUAGUUCGAAAAAAAGACUCGAGUUUACGACGAUUAUUUUGUGUGUUGUGUCCGCAAGCGAGUGCUCCGCGCGUUAGAAAGUGCUUUUUCCCGUGGAAUUGGCGAGUCUAGCCGGGCGAAAUAAUUGCGAAGCGCAAGGCCAGUGUCGGGGGAACGUUUUUCCGGUCGCCGGGCUUGGAAACGCGCCGCACCGGGCAGGUUUUCCGUCGGUGUAAAAUUUUGGUUCCUUGGUUCAUUCGCGCGGUGCGUGUCUCUCUCUCUACUCUGUGUGUAGCAGUGUACCUAGUGUCGUCCUCUGUCGUCUCCAUCGCGGAGAACCCAGCCAUCAGACGUCGUUCCGCGCCGUGUGUGUAUUGGGGUGUGCAGGAAAAGAAGCAGUUGUUCACAAUACCAUUACACGCGGGCCUGCUACCCGAAAGCACCUCGCAAAGGAGAAUACCCGAAAAAAGCAGUGGGAAAAAGAAUAAUAAUAUUGUCUUGUUUUGUUCCGGAUUGCCGAGGAAGCCCCCGGGGACAAACUGCCUGUGAAGAAAGUGACGGGAAAACGUACACCCGUGGAGGCGGCCGCUUCGUGCUUCCGGAGGUGGCGGUCUUUUGGAAGGAUUCCUCCUGCGGUGAUGUUUUGAUCGAGGCAUCUCUCGGGAUUCAUCGGUCGACGAACGAAAGGGGGAAGAAGAAACCUACUACGCUGGCUGGCUGGCUCGCUGACUGUUCCGUCGUCUGAGCUUUGACUUGCGAUCCAGUUGAGAGUGUUCGAAAGUGAGUGCAAACGAGACGGCACCAUAGGUAGCAGCAUUCAGGACUUUUGUCCGGGGAUUCAACAACCAAAGGAACUGCUAAAAAACGCUUCCGGGAUGUGGACGGGAAGGUGAACCGGCAGCGCUCGGAAUGCAAAAACCGCCUGAAAUGCAUCGAUCCCACCGGCAACGACAAAACAAACCUACAAUGGACCGCACAGCAUCAUUCGACCCAGUGAAACGGCCUGAGUCGCGGACAGUGCUGUUACCAUUCAUCUGAAGAUACCGUGCCCUCAAGACCGCGUAUACUAAAUUGUCAUAUUUGUUAAAAAAAAAAAAACAUUGCUUAAGCACUAAAUCCUUGUAUAAAAAAACAGUGAAGCAAAACCGUGAAAGUAAUAACUAAAAGAGCAAUAACACUUUGUAAGUUUUAUCACGCACGUAGUAAAAAAGCAGUAGUAUUGUGUACAGAGUUGUGACAUAGGAUUGUGUAGUACAUAGUGAAUACACAUAAAGUUUACGUGCUAGUAGAAACUACUGCCAUCAGUUAUUUUACCAAACCAGGAUCCUCUUCGUUCGUGCAAUCCUAGCAAGGCAAGGUUCCUACUGCUCUGUCCCUGGUACCAGAUAGUGGUGGUAGCAGAGUUAUGACACAUAAUCUGGGAAUGUCUUCAUACCGUAUGCCAGGUCCCGGACUCGGUUGUCCGCCGGAUUUCAAGUCGCCCUCCGAAUCGCCCCAGCUGCCCAUCUCCGCCCCAAGUCAGCCGAAGAAGCGAAGGAAAACCUCCAACGCCAACAGCGCGAACUCGAUAGCCUCGCAACCACAGCCAACGCAUUCGCCGCAGGAUCUAGCGCCGCCGGUUCCCACCGGAUACGGGGACACGAUAGUGGCGUCUAAUCCCUUUGACGACACGCCACCGCAUACACCUUCACCUCACAUAAGCCAUAUGCAUCACGGAGGACCCGGAAUGAUGGGCCAUAUGGGAGGUGGAGGUAUGGGACAUGGCGGUCCGUUGGGGAUGGGACCCAUGGGAAUGCAUCCUCACCACAUGGGCGGUCCAAUGGGACAUCACGGUCCUCCGCACGGAGGACCGCAUGGUGGACCCCACGGAGGACCAAUGCAUGGAAUGCCACCUCAUGGAAUGGGACAUGGACCAGGACAUGGAUCGCCUCAUCACGGAUUGGGACCUCAUGGACCCAUGGGACCCGGAGGACCUCAAGGUCCACCAAUGCGAGGAAUGAGUCCAAUGGGAAUGGGUAGCCCUAUGGGACAUCCAAUGCAUAUGAACUCCGGAAUGGGACAAAUGGGUGCCAUGGGACCCCACGGACCCAUACAACGAGGGGGAAUGAGUCCCAUGGGAACCAUUCCGGGUGCUCAAAUGGGCGGGCUAAGUCCAAUGGGUGGCAUGAAUCAAACUCUGUCUCCAAUGGGCCCUAUGGGUGGCAUGUCCCCAAUGAGUCAGCAACAAAUGAACAACAAAUCCGUAGGAAGCCCAAUGAGUGGAGGUAACAUUGGAAGUCCUAUGAAUUCGAUGCCCGGAAUGGGAUCUCCUCACGGUGGACAUGGACAAAUGAUAGGAAGUCCAAUGAACACGAGUGGGGGUCACAUAAACAAUGGUCCAAUGGGUCCCCCAAUGAAUAGUCCCCUCGGAAAUGGUCCCCCGAAUCACGUUCCCCUAGGUCCCAACUCGGCCGGCCAUAGUCAACCGGUGUCCUCGGCGGGUCCAACCGUCGGCGGUCAAACGUCACCCAACUUAGCCGGAGUUAAUAGUAAUAAUAGGAUGAACUUACCCAAUGGUGCAAUGACAAAUCAGCAAUCAGGGAACCUUAAUCAAUUACCUCAUCAGCUGGGUCCCCAACAGCAAUCAUCGAAUAGUAGUCAGCAGGGUCCCGGACAAUCGCAACAGACACAGGCAAACAACCAGCAACAACAGUUACAAGUGAGUCAACCUAACCCGUCGCCUUCGAUGGGGUCCAACCAACCUCAGCCACCGAAUCAAUCUCCUGCCGCUCAAUCCCAGCCACUUCCGCCUCAUCCGCCGCUUCCGCAGCAACCUCACGCUUCUCCGCUUCCUCAACAAUCUCCUCAUGCACAACACACGCAAGGAGGGCCUGGCGGACCUAACAGUGGUCCAGGAUCGGUGGGAGGUGCGGGUCCAACGGGGCCAAUGGGACCAGGAGGGCCAAACCCUGGUGGUAUGGGACCAGGUCCGGGUGGCAAUAGUUUAGGAGGAAUGAACCCAGCUGGAAUGGGUCCCGGAGGAAUGGGUGGGAUGCCACCGAAUUCAAUGGGUGGUGGUAUGAAUCAUCAUCCACCACACCACCCCGGAGGUCAUCCCGGUAAUCACCAGCAGAAUCAACACAUGCCACCGUCGUUAGGUGGUGGUGGAGGAGGACCCGUACCGGGAGGUAUGCAUCAUCACAUGGGAAUGCCACCACAUGGAAAUAUGCCACCUGGCGGCCAUGCUGGACAUAGGCCACCGAUGGGACCUGGUGGACCGAUGGGUCCUGGAGGACCUGGCGGUAUGGGCAUGGGAGGACCGAUGGGUGGUCCAAUGGGGCAUAUGGGAGGAAUGGGCGGCGGUAUGGGUGGAAGCCCACUGCAGUCUCCCCACAUGAUGGGCGGCCCGAUGGGACCUGGUGGACCCGGUGGCCCAAUGGGAGGCCCAGGAGGACCAAUGGGUGGACUAGGUCCACCCGGAAAUGGACCUCCGCCGAAUCAUCAUCACCAUAUGGGAAUGUUCGGCCCCAAGCCGAUGCCUGUGACGUCCGGUAAGCUGUAUCCGCCGGACCAGUCGAAAGUGUUCAAUCCGCAGAACCCGAACGCACCGCCAAUCUAUCCCUGCGGCGGAUGCCACAAAGAAGUACAUGACAACGAUCAAGCAAUUUUGUGUGAGCAGGGCUGCAACUUUUGGUUUCAUAGAACAUGCAGCGGACUAACGGAUGCAGCGUUCAACAUCAUCCAGGCGGAGGUGUACGCCGAAUGGUGCUGUGACAAGUGUCUGACCUCCAAGAACAUACCGUUGAUCAAGUACAAACCGUAGUCGACCAUGGGGGGCAACCUGGUUGGCCAAAUCAUCAUGACGACGACUACGAAGGCGACGAGGUGACAACGACAGCAAACCCGCAACAACCGUAAUCAGCAUUGAGUGCAGCUAGGAGCAGCAAAGCGCUAACCAUUGUUUGUGUUUGUGACUCUGAAUUAAUGUUUUUCGGUCAUUGUGCGAGUGUGUGUGUGUCCUGAGUGUAUGUGUGCAUGUGGGGGUGUAAAUAUGGAGGAAGGUGAGUAGGUGUAAAAAUGGAGCGAAUGGACGUGUGUGAUCGAGUUGUGCUUUAUUGACCACGUUUUGACAACAACAAAAAAAUCAUGUGAAAUAGCUAAAUUCUCGGUAAGAAUUGAAAACAGACGAAAAAACGUGUUAAAUGAAAAGGUAAAAAAGAAGACAGCGACAUUCUAGUGUUCUAAACAAGAGGAAAUAGAAGCAAAUGCAGUAGUUAGUAAAAAAAGAAGCAAGAGACACAGUGAAACAAGCAAAUAUAUAAAGGAAAAAGAAGCACAGCGCCAUAGUUUUUCUUAUUUAGCUUUCAAGUGCACACACAUACAAACAGCAUAUACAGAAAAACAAAUACAGAAAGAGAGAUAUAGCGAGAGAGACAAACAAUGUGUAUUAAAAAAACAGCGAGCAAUGUUUUCUAUGAAAGUGCGAAAGAUGCGAAAAUAGCAAAAGAGCGAGCGAGCGAACGAGAGAGAGCAAGAAAGAUAAACAAGAAAACGAUAAAGUUUAAGUUUUAGCGCGUUAAGAAAAUGAAAUCAAAAAUGGC
Messenger RNA from Aedes albopictus (Asian tiger mosquito), 4600 nucleotides. It is a transcript of the gene pygo, whose product is annotated as protein pygopus. Bases 1426 to 3822 code for a protein of 798 amino acids. The transcript is spliced from 3 exons. Lineage: Eukaryota; Metazoa; Arthropoda; Insecta; Diptera; Culicidae. The record is from RefSeq and is a predicted model, not a curated record.